GCGGUGCCACGGGCGGAGGCGGCGCCUCGCUGCGACACCGACACGCCAAGAUGGCGGCGCCCGCGGCCCGGCGGGGGAGCUGAUGGAGGGCGCGCGCAGGUACCAUAACCUUAAGAAUGCAGUCGGUUUAUCAAAGAGUUGGCCCGUGUUCCUCAUGUUUGAAGAGACAACUAAAUGGCUUUCUGGGAUUAAAUAAAUGGCAGAGAAGAGUGGUUCCUGCUUGUGUGAGAACGAUUUACAGUGAGACGGGGAAAUGGGAAAAAAAAUAUGGGUUGGAGACAAGAAAACGUGUUGAAAGUUGGUGGUUCCCAAGAAUAAAGGAUCAGUUCUGCAGAAUUUCAGAAACUGAUAAAUCAAGACCAAAAUUUUAUGUGCUUUCUAUGUUCCCAUAUCCUUCUGGGAAGCUUCACAUGGGCCACGUUCGUGUCUACACCAUCAGUGAUGCAGUAGCUCGGUUCCAGAAAAUGAGAGGGAUGCAGGUGAUAAAUCCAAUGGGAUGGGAUGCAUUUGGUUUACCAGCAGAAAAUGCUGCAGUUGAACAUGGCCUUCCCCCUGCAAGCUGGACACAAAGUAACAUUCAACACAUGAGGAAACAGUUUGAUGCACUAGGUCUGUCUUUUACAUGGGAAAGGGAGGUAACCACUUGCUUACCAGAGUACUACAAAUGGACACAAUAUCUCUUUCUUAAGCUUUUUGAAGCUGGGAUAGUGUAUCAAAAAGAGGCCUUGGUUAACUGGGAUCCAGUGGAUCAGACUGUUCUAGCUAAUGAGCAGGUGGAUGACAAUGGUUGCUCGUGGCGUUCAGGAGCAAAAGUGGAACAGAAAUACCUCAAACAGUGGUUUAUCAAGACAACUGCGUAUGCAAAGGCCAUGUUUGAUGCUUUAUCUGAUCUCCCUGAGUGGUAUGGUAUUAAAGAAAUGCAAGCAAAUUGGAUAGGUGACUGCGUUGGGUGCUCUCUUGACUUCUUGCUAAAGGUUAAUGGCAAGGUAACAGAAGAGAAGCUAGCAGCUUACACCUAUACACCUGAAGCCAUUUAUGGAACUUCCCAUUUAUAUAUCUUACCAACUCACAGACUGCUGCAUGGGAAUAGCAGUCUUAAGGAAGUCUUGCAGAGGGAGUUCAUCCCAGGGAAAGACUCACUUACUUCAGUGACAGCUGUGAAUUUGCUUACCAAUCAGGAGAUUCCUGUAGUCAUCUCAGCAAAAACCAGUUUUGAUAAUUAUCUUGAUACUAAAAUAGGAAUUCCUAGUACUAGUGCAGAAGAUGCUGCAGUAGCUAAGAAUCUGGGCAUUUCUUUCACUGAAGUCAUUGAGACAUUGCCAGAUGGUUCGGAGAAGGUCAUUAAUUCUGCAGAGAUCACCGGCAUGACUCGGCAGGAGGCUUUAAAAGCUAUUACUCAGCAGGCCAAAAAUAAAAGAAUAGGUGGAGACCUAACGAGUGACAAAUUGAGAGACUGGUUAAUAUCUCGACAGCGCUACUGGGGAACGCCCAUUCCAAUCAUUCACUGCCAGGCGUGCGGCGCUGUCCCCGUACCCUACGAGCACUUACCUGUGGUGCUGCCCAAUGUGACCACCUUCACAGGAAAGGGAGCCUCACCUUUGGAAAGCGCCUCAGAAUGGGUGAACUGUUCCUGUCCAAGAGAUAAUAAAUGGAAUCUGCAAAGACCAUUUUGUACAGACAAUCAGUGCAAGGCAGCAGCACGGCGGGAGGUCGAUACCAUGGAUACAUUUGUUGAUUCUGCUUGGUACUACCUGAGGUACACUGACCCUCACAACACCGACAGGCCCUUUAAUAGUGACUUAGCAGACUACUGGAUGCCUGUGGAUUUGUACAUCGGAGGAAAGGAGCAUGCAGUUAUGCACUUAUUCUAUGCAAGGUUCUUCAGCCAUUUUUGCCACGAUCUAAAGAUGACUAAACACAAGGAGCCUUUCCAUAAGCUCUUGGUUCAAGGUCUUAUCAAGAAUCAGACAUUCAGACUAACAACAACAGGCCAGUGUUUGAAGAGAGAGGAGGUUGAUCUCACUGGAAGUGAACCAGUUCACCUAAAAACUGGUGAGAAGCUCCAAGUUGCUUGGGAAAAAAUGAGCAAAUCUAAGUACAAUGGAAUAGACCCUGAGGAAAUAGUGAAAGAGUAUGGCAUCGACACCCUGCGCCUUUACAUUCUGUUUGCUGCUCCUCCAGAACAAGACAUUUUGUGGGAUGCUAAAACUGAUGCCAUGCCCGGCGUUCAGAGAUGGCAGGUGCGCCUCUGGGCACUUGUAACCAAACUCAUUGAAGCAAGGACUUCAGGAACCAUGCCCAAUCCUGAGCUUCUGAAUAAGAAAGAGAAGGCUGAAGCCAGAAAGAUCUGGGAGCAGAAGAAUCUGGUGAUUUCUGAGGUAACCGAGUACUUCACAAAGGAUCAUUUGUUCAAUGCAGCUAUUUCCCGAUUGAUGAGCCUCACAAAUGUACUCCAUCAUGCUCCUCGGCCUCUUGUUCUCCACAGCACAGAAUUUGAAGAUGCUUUGGCUUCGCUCUGCAUUAUGGUUGCGCCUAUGGCUCCCCACAUUGCGUCAGAGAUGUGGAAAGGUUUGGCACAUAUGCAGAAUAAACUUUGUACUCAUCAUCACUGGGAUGUUGAUGUUCUGCUUCAGUCCUGGCCCAAAGUAGACCCAGAUUACCUUCAGCCAUCAGAUGUUGUGGAGAUGUCUGUACUGAUCAAUAACAAAGCUUGUGGCAAAGUUUUUGUGCCUCAGCAAGCAGCCCGCAAUUUUGAAGAAGUCCAUGAGCUUGUUCUUCAGAGUGAACUUGGAGUCAAGCAUCUCCAGGGACGAGCCAUUAAAAAGGCCUUUCUGUCUCCCCGAACUGCCCUUAUCAACUUCUUAGUGCAAGAAUAGUAAAGGCUCUGCUGGGCUGCAGAAGGGAUCUGGAAUCUUUUGAGGUGGAGAGCAAUGCAAAAAGAGCAGUUGUGGUUAUUUCACUUCAUGUAAAGGUGGGAAAGAAAUUUUAUUAAAAUCAGGUUGCUGCUAAAUCUUCCUUUCAAUGUGGAGAAAUGUGCGGAAUUAAAGUUUCUCACUGAGUCA
This is a messenger RNA of Onychostruthus taczanowskii (white-rumped snowfinch), 3062 nucleotides long. It is a transcript of the gene LARS2, whose product is annotated as leucyl-tRNA synthetase 2, mitochondrial. The coding region runs from base 117 to 2876 and encodes 919 amino acids. Gene Ontology annotation, biological process: mitochondrial translation; leucyl-tRNA aminoacylation. Gene Ontology annotation, molecular function: ATP binding; aminoacyl-tRNA deacylase activity; leucine-tRNA ligase activity. The transcript is spliced from 22 exons. Gene Ontology annotation, cellular component: mitochondrion. The record is from RefSeq and is a predicted model, not a curated record. Lineage: Eukaryota; Metazoa; Chordata; Aves; Passeriformes; Passeridae.